CAUCAUGAACAAUCUGAAGAUCGCGAUUGUGGGAGGUGGAAUCGGCGGUAUCGCGACAGCCAUCGGGCUCGUCCGUCAGGGCUUCGGAGCUUUCGACGUCUUUGAGGGUGCACGCUGCUUUGCGGAGAUCGGUGCCGGGCUCAACUUUGCCCCAAACGCUCGUUGCGCCAUCGCAAAGCUCGGCCUUGAGAAGGAAUUCAACGACCUUGGCACCUUCAUCGCUGACGGUUACUAUUUUGAGUAUAGGCUUGGCACAAGCGCGGACCAUCACUUGGUUGCCACAGCCAUGUCGGCGCCAGCGCCAUGCUCGACUGUCCACCGAGCCAAGUUCCUUUCUGCUAUGUUGGACCACGUACCCAAAGAUCGCGUGCACUUUGGCAAGCGGCUGGACAGACUCGAACGACUGCCUUCCGAGAGUCCGUACCCCGUCCGUCUCCAUUUCCAGGAUGGAAUGACGUACGACGCACACCUUGUCAUCGGCUGCGAUGGGAUCCAUUCGAAAAUGAGAGAGUACUUGGACGUCACUGGAGCGCCACGAUGGAGCGGGACAUGGGCGUACAGAGCGUUGGUCCCAAUCGGCUUAUUUGCGGAAGCCAUCAGCAGCGAGAGGCGCGAGCGCUAUUGCCGAGUCCCACAGAUGUUCAUGGACAAAGACAGGCACAUUCUCACCUUUCCCAUCGAUCACCACAACACCAUCAAUGUCGUCGCGUUCUACACGGACCGCACGACGGAAAAGCCAUGCCUGGUAGAGGGAGAGGCUUGGACGCAGACGACCUCGCAACAGGACUUGCUGAGCAAGUUUGAAGGCUGGGACGAGGAUAUGAUCAACGUGCUCAAGUGCUUCGAGAACCCCACGAAAUGGGCACUUCACCAGAUGGAUCCAUUACUACCGACGUACAUCGGCGACCAUGUCUUGCUUCUUGGCGACGCAGCACACGGCGGCGUCCCCCAUCAGGGUGCGCUGGCUGGCCAGGCAUUUGAAGACGCCCUGUUUCUCUCGCGCAUCCUCUCGCACCCAGGCGUCAAUGCAACCAACCUCAUGCAGGUGCUGCCGGUAUACGACCUGAUUCGCCUUCCGCGGGCCAAUCGCGUCCUGCAAACGAGCCUAGAAGCAGGCGAUGCGUACGAAUUCGCAGGACCCGACGGAGACGACUUGUGCGCCCUCGCCAACAAUCUCUCCAGUCGCUGGGCAUGGAUAUGGGAGCACGACCACGACGAGGACAUCGAACGAGCACUAGAGUGGCUGAAGGGCAAAGGCAUUCUUCAGGAGUAGACGUUCAACUGGACUGCUCAGAUCUCCACUGCCUGAUUAGAGCCUUGCCGUAGUCCCCGCAGUUGGGCAGCCGAUUG
This is a messenger RNA of Acaromyces ingoldii, 1350 nucleotides long. Its product is annotated as FAD/NAD(P)-binding domain-containing protein. The coding region runs from base 5 to 1273 and encodes 422 amino acids. Gene Ontology annotation, biological process: secondary metabolite biosynthetic process. Gene Ontology annotation, molecular function: FAD binding. The record is from RefSeq and is a predicted model, not a curated record. The transcript has 12 exons. Lineage: Eukaryota; Fungi; Basidiomycota; Exobasidiomycetes; Exobasidiales; Cryptobasidiaceae.